Ectocarpus sp. CCAP 1310/34 is the source of this 4645-nucleotide messenger RNA. NCBI's taxonomy places the organism in Eukaryota, Phaeophyceae, Ectocarpales, Ectocarpaceae. The record is from the annotation of a GenBank genome assembly.
GACACGUUGACCUACAGGCGACAGGUUUUUGGUACUGCUCACAGGCCACAUCCCUAUGCUGGAAUCCUUGGCGUUUUGGUCCUGCCGACAUCUGAGGUGCACUUCAUCGAUCCCUCUUUGAACCUCUCCUUCGUGAGGUUGGCAGGAAGACUGCUGGAGAGGCGGCGGUGAAGAGAGGGUUCUGUUUCCUUCUGCUGCGUGAGCCAAGCAAACUGCCGCAGCUGGUGCUGGUGCUGCUGCUGCUGCUGCUGCUGCUGCUGCUGCUGCUGCCACACGUUGGCUUGUGAGUUGGGAAGGAUGGCUACUGCCGCUGCUGCUGUUGGCUCUACCACAACCUCCACAACAGAGCAGGGAAGGCGAGGGACCAAGAGGAGGAGACGAAGCAGCAGAAGCAGCAGUAGCAGCAGCAGCAGCGGGGUCUAUGGCUCGUUGCGGCUGUUCGUCGCGGGCUUCUUGUUGUUGGGGGGCAGGAGGGGGGACGAGGGCGACUGGGGAGGGCUGCUGCUUGCCGUAACGGGCCAGGAGUACAUCGACGGCGGGGACGUGAGCAUGGCAUGCGACGAGUGCGACUGCAGGGGAAGCUCGGACUCUGGUACCAUCGUCGUGUUCGAGAAUCCAGCGACAGAAUCCCUGGUCGCGAAGGUCGAGGGGGAGUACUCCGAGGUGGUGGAAACGAGCUGCGGGAGCUCGGCGAUCUUGGUGGGGAGCACGGUCUACGAGCUCAGCGGCGUUGACUUCGGGGGCAGGAGUCUCGGGGUAGCGGACCUCUCGGCCGAUGACUGCGCGGGGGACGGAGUUAUCCCGACCGCGCCCUCCGACGCGGAUUGCUACAGCGGAGAGUCCCCCAUAGACGUGGAAGGCAGCACGGGUGCGGAGCUGACCUUCUGCCACUGCAAAUGGAACGAGGGCGAGAACGUCGCCAAAUACGCGACGAACGUUAGGGCAUCCGUCAAGGACUACGUUGACAUCUCGGUUCCGGACAGCGGGCUCGUGAUGUGCCAGGAUCAGGGAGUAUUUUCCCAGCUGGUGACCGUCUUGGCGGAUGACUCGUCGUUUUACUACCUCUUCGACCUCGACGUUCCCGGUUACGAGAGCGCGGAAGACCUUGUCGUGUCUUCUGGCCCUUCUAGCGACGCUCAGGCGCUCGCCUGCUCAGUAGACGAGGAAGGGGAUGAUGAUGAUGAUGGGGAGGAGGAGGAGGAGGAGGAGGAGGAGGAAGUGGAGACCCCUUCGCCGACGACGGCCGUGGAGGAAGAGCCGCAGACGACGCCUGCGCCGGUGACGCCCGAGGAAGCGGUGGAGGAAGUCCCGGUAACAACCCCCGCCCCGUCGUUGCAGCCCGACUCCAGCACGGCCGGCCAGGGCGCCACCUCUUCGAGCACCACCGCCGCCCCGGUCGAGGUCGAUACCCCGGCACCCACGCCCGCCUCUCGUGGAUUAGGAACUCCCGCGCCUUCGUCGGCGGCAGUCGAUGCUCCUCCCGCGCCGACCCAGGCUCCCGUAGCCGCCGCUGUCCCCACGCUGCCCCCCGCUCCAGCCACCGCGGCUCCUGCUGCCGCUGCGGCUGCCACCGCGGCCCCUGCUGCCGCUGCGGCUGCCACUCUGCCUCCGACUCCUCCCGCUGUUACCCCCGGCCCGACGGUCGUCCUCUACUCAGAGACGCUAGCGCCCUUGACCGAAGAGGAGCUCGAACAGGUCGCCUGCACCUGGCCUCUCGACGGCCCGUGCACCACUGAGACUCUGUUUUCCGACAUCAACCGGGGCUUGGGGGCGUACUAUGACCCGGGCUGUUCCGGCGCCGGCUGUGGAGUAGGCGACUCGGGUUUGUGCCGCACCUGCUACUUCAACCUAACCAUGGGCGAGGAGGGCAACGACGAUGACGUUGACAUGCCGGACUACCCCGAGUGCCCCUGCUGCGUGAUGGAUGAGUACGACAGGAGCGCCGACCGAUGCGUGGGAGCGACCCCAUCUCCGGCUCAGGGAACGGGCACAGAGGCUCUAGAAACGUACAGCUUCGAGGACAAGCCCCUGGACAUGUCGGGCGGGGAGGGGUUCGCCGUCGCGGCGUUGGCCCUCUUCGGCUUGCUGACCUUCUUGCCGCUCUGCACCAAGUGAAGGACAAGAAACAAAGAAAACUCACACAUUUUUUUUUUUUCUUGCGAAAACCCUGCAACGAAUAUUUCACCCCUCUUCCACUACAAAGAAAGAAGAGUCAGUCCGGGAUGUAUGACUACAUGACUAUUAGCAAUGAAUUCAUAGCGUCGCAGAUGACCAACGUUCUAUUCUUUUUUCUAUGUACUUUUGCCUGUUCCAUGGCACCAUGUACCUCAUCUCUGUUGUUGUCUACCACCACGUGUAGCUUAUAUGCGACGUGUACUCAUGGUUGUGUUCUUGGCACAUGUAGAUCCAUUCUGUGGCUCGUCAUGUUUUUCCUCUUGUGAGUGUGUGCGUGCUUUUUACAUGUGUGCGUGUUUUUGCGUGUGCGCUCGUUUUUGUGGCGUGUGCCUUCCGCUUUUUUUUUACCUUUGCUGUGGACACGUUGCUGGUUGGCGCCUCUGACUUGUCGGGAGCACCUACCUUCGGACGGACAUGUUGCGGAUGGUGACCUUUGUGCCUGCUACGUCGUGUGUGUGUGUGUCCGCGCUGUUGACGCUGGUUGCCUCAACAAGAGGUGUCCUUUCGUUUCUUCUUAUUUCUUCUCCUUACGUUCCUUUUCUGUGUUCAAGGGGGACGGCGUGUGUGUGAUUGCGUGCACAAAAACAUGCGCGAGCUGUUACGGACCCCAUUUUUUCGGUUGCGCGCGCGCGCGGUUGUUGCGCCCGGGCGCACGUCCGUGUCGUUCGCAUUGCGCGGUGGUAUGUAUUCUGCCGCUUUUGGUGGUUUGAACGUCUGACUGGUGUUUGGGGUAGAGUCUGUUCGUGCUGCCUUUUUUUUCUUUCUUUUUGUUUUUGUGGUUCCUCCUCUCUCUGGCGCUUUUUCGCCCGGAGAGAUGAGACGUCGGCGGGCAGCGGUCUGAGGGAAAAAGUUGCUUGGCCGUAUUCCUUGUUUUGGGGGCCUCUCUUUGUAUUGCUACGUUAAUUUUUAUAUUUGGUGCCUCGUUAUGUCGCAUUUCAUGCCAGGCGACGAGAGGCUGGUGAUACGAUCACUUACUACUCGUUCACGCGGAUGUUAGAUAGAUGUGUUUUUUUGUUUUUUUUUCCUCAGGAGGGGUGAUGCCGCGCGUGGGCAAGGGCUUGAGACCCUUCUCCCUGUAGUCUACGAUCGAUCUUGGUUUCUCCACGAUUGAUUUGGCGUUGCAUCGGUGUCUGUUGUAGACCGCCGUGUCGACGAACACGCCGGAUUGCCACGGCGUUUACGGAGCACCUUGUUGGGCUUCGUCUCUUCUCUCUUUUGCCUCUUUGCUCUUGCCCUUCGCGUCCGGUGCAGUAGGUAGGGUUCGUCUUCACCCGACCGUUUCGGGAUGACGGCAUGCGCGCGUGCACGUGCGUGCCCGUGUUAUUUUUCUAGCUCCGAAGGGGGUGAGGGCGGGAGGGUUUUAUUUUUAAGCUUGCCCAGACAUUCCAUGUAUCAUUCGGGAUAAUAAUCUCAUGUGUGUUAAGGUGUGCCCUACAUCCCGGCUAUACCCCGCCCCGGGCGGUAUUUCUUCCGCACGAAGGCGGUAGUUUUUUAUCCGCAUGCGUAGUCAGCCACUUUAGUCCAGUGUCUUUUCAUUGGCCCUCCGGUACGUCCUCCGUGUUCUUGCGUACUUUCUUCUGCACGUAUGCAUAUGAAGAAGCAACAAUCUUUUCCUCUAUGGUGGUGGUACCCUAUCUGCGUAGUAACUUGUGCGCCACCGGCGGGUGGGUGCACUUUUUAUCCUUGGGUAUUCAUGGCAUUUUUUUCUCUCGUUUGUCAAGUUUUCUGUAUUUAUUUUUUUUGCCCGAAUGGGCCCGAAUUUGUGGGUGGAUGGAUGGAGAAGAAGCAGGGGUGCUUGUUCAUUAUAACCUCGUGGGCGAGUGUCGCGCUGUAAUGCUGUCGCCCCCGAGGUGCUCAGGAUGGGGCGAAGGCGGGGGACGUUGUCUGGAGAUGUUGGGUCAGCGUGACAGAUAAACUUCACAUUUGUUGACACUGCUGUGUCCGCAAGAAGUGUGUACGUCUCUCAGUGUUACACUGCCGCUGUGCCCGAAGUAGUAGUGUGUACCUCUCACCUCUGUGCUGCGCACGCGGGUUGGCAUGGAUGGAAUGGGAUGGGUGCUCUUCUUUCUUCUUGUCGUUUUUCUGCAGGCUCGGCUUUACAUAUAUAUAUAUAUAUAUUUAUUUACGUGCGUAGAGAGCGUUCAACAACGGAUACUACUAGAUUCCCCCCGUGAGAUAUAGAUGCAUGCAACGAACGCCUGGUGGUCCUCCUCGUUUCUAUGAGACGCCCACGUUUGGUUUGGAUUUUCCACGUUAUUGACGGUUGGCGUGCUACCGUAGUGUGCGUGUGUAGCGAAUGCUUUGGUUAGCGGUGUUGCCUUGGACACGACGACGUCGUAAAGUCUCCCUCCUGCCCACAACAUUAAUUUUUGUGGGCCAGAAGAUAGAUGCUGGGUACACCCGGGGGCGAAAAAGUACCACCAAUAAACCGGCAUCUUACAUUGUAUGAGUCUCCUAUUUAGUCUACUAC